UAAUAUUAAUUAAGUAAAUGUGAGUGAUCACCUACACUGAACGUGAACUCUGGUGCUGACACUGACUGAAUGAAGGCUUACUAUUGUACUAUAAUUUUAAAAUAUAAUAAAAUUAUAGGCCUAUAUAGUAUAUAGCCAUCUUUUCAUUUCAGUUUGCAUCUGAUAGUAAUAGUGGAUAGUGGAUAACUAAUAACAUACUAGUAUUGCUAUUAAUAAUUGAAUAUACUAAUAGACCUUACUCAUAUGACAUAAUAAAGUUAAAGUUAAAGUAUAACGUUACUAUAACUAUAACUAAUAAAUAAAAGUCCAUGCCAUAAUGACAGCAUAUAUUUUUACAAGUCAAAACUACAAUGGCGUGACACAAAUGCAUUUGGAAGAUUAUUUUGAUGUGGUUGAACUUGAAAAUCUCUAUCAAUGGGUUGACAGAAUUCCUCUAACCAGACCUAAGAAGAAUAUAGGGAAGGACUUCUCUGAUGCUGGUAGGUAGCGCAUUCAGUUCUGACUCAUCAAAUGAUAAAUAUGUCAUAUUAAUUAUUAAUAUUAAUGGGUCAAGGGGUGUUUAACCAUUUUGUGCAAAUGUAAAUGUAAUUCUUGCAAAGACAUGAACCCCCGUCGAAAAUUUGGUACGGUAAAGCCUAUUUCAUAUUCAUAUGAACCAAUAAUGUAGCCUAUUAAAAAGAUUAGAUCUAAGUAAGUGGGAAAUAUUUGUCAUUUUUGUUCCAUUUAUAAUUUAUAUAAAAUUUAACCCCUGCUUUGAAGGGCCCAAAUUAAUAACAAUCUCAUUAUUUUUCAUUCUUUCAACCUACUCAGUCACUCAGCUUCAGUCCAAGUAAUUUGGGUUCAAGUUUUUUGGUUCAAAAUUAAUAUAGGCCUAUAUGAUGCAAAAUCUUUCCUUGUUAUUAUUUUCACUUUUAGUUUUAAGUUUAAGACCUGACUAAAAUGUGUAGACCUUGUAUAUGACUCCGACCCAAUCUAUUGAUUUCAUAUGGGUUAGUUGAGGUCAUUUCAUACAAAAGUGGAAUUGGUGAAAGCGUUCAUCAUACAUUUUCUUUCUUAGAAUAUAUGCUUUUUUGGAAGUAAUCAGGAAUGCUACCAAUUACUAAUGCAUAGAAUAGUAUUCAAAGUUUUAAUGUAUCAUUUAAAUUGUGUAAAUUCAUACAAUUUAAUUUUUUAAAUGGGAUUAAUUAAACAAACCCUCUUUACCAAAUUUUUUGCUCCACUGGGAUUUUGGAAAAGAAUUUUGAGAUGGAUAGGUCAUACCAUAAGAAAUCUGAUGCCAAAUAUAACUAGAUCUAGGCAAGCACUGGUAUGAAACCCUCAAGCUCAAGUGGACAGGGAAGACCCAAAAAUACCUGGUGACAAGGAUGUAAUUAUGACAGGAGAGAGUUAGAAAUAGCUAGAAAAGAUAUCAAGAGAUCAGAAAGAAGUGAUAUUGUUAAACCUAAACUAAUGGCCUAUGCUUCUUUAGGAGUUAAAAAGGCAAAGAAAGAGGGGGAAAAAAGUAAUAUAGGCCUACCUUUUAAAAAAGAUUUUUAAAAUGUUUAAAAGACAAAUUUAUAUUUGACCAUUUUUAAACCAGAUUUAUUAUCAAAAUAGUAACUCCUAUAUUUAUAUUUAAAAUGAAUGUGAAAGAUACUCAUUUUAAAUGGAACAUAAAAUUCAAAUUUGUUUCUUUUUUGUCUUGUUUUUUGAAAACUCUAAAAUUAUAUGUGAAAUCAACCAUCCAACCUAAGAGACAUUCAGCACUCAGGGAUUCUUUUUGGGUCAGACAAAUGUCUGGGUUUCACUGCAUUGAAAUAAAUAUUCAAAACAAGUAGUUGAGACUCAUUUUCUUUUGGGUUGUAAUAUUGCAUUCAUCAAGUUAGGCAUUCAAAUGCAAUGUUCUUUUUAUUGUCUGGUUUUGUUAUUCAAGCUACAAGAUAUCUUAUUUGAAUAUCCUUUUGACCUUGCUUGAACGCAGUCUAUUCUAUAUUAUCCAUUGACCUUUAUACUUUAAUUAAUGUAGUUAACAUUGGUUGGACUUGUCAAAUCUAAAAUUUAGGCCAAAAAGAGUUUGACAGAAUAGCAUUUCAAUUUAGAAAAGCAAAUGUGAAUCUUUAUUAAUAUUAUUGAUGCAUUCACAAAAGAAAAUUUUAAUGAAGGUCUCAAAUAGGUUAAAUAUAUCUGAUGUAUAUUGCUUUUACAAUUUUCUGCAAUUAUCAAUCAUGGAUAUUUGUGGAAAAUUUUGUUGGCUUCAUGGUCAUUAGUUUUUAAAUCUGAUUCUCUUAUCAUUCUAUAGACAUAUUUUGUUGCUAAAUUUUCAAGCUAAAUUUUCAAGCUAAAUUUUCAGUAAGCUUUAUCAGUUGAGCAGGUAGUUGGUUAAGAAUAGCGUAAUAGCACUUGAAAAAUAGGUGGAUCGGUUUGAGUGGUGCAUGGAAACGUCAAUAGGAUUAUAUAUGUCUCAUUGAGUUUAACCAUAAGCUGACAUGACUUAGCUGGAAUGUCUUUAUCUGGGGUAAUAUAAAAUUGGGAGCUAUUCAGUGUCACGUGUGCUUUAGCUUUAAUCUAACUUUUUUUCGUGUAAAAGUUGUAACAGUUAAAUCUCCCCCCAUCCCCCGGACGGAAAAUAAAUAAGUUUGACUCAUUUAUGGCAUCUAUUUCAGAUCAGUUUUUCAUUGCCCUUUGGGUUUAGAUAUUAACUAAGUGUAACUGAAGCACUUUGGUAACAGCUCACAAAUGUAGGAAAUUGAUUGUGUACUCCUAAAAGUAUGAAAGAACAACUGUACUGUAAUAUAACGUUUUUGUUUUUGUAUUGUGUCUGUUUGCAGGGUCACUCAAUGAAUUAAAGCAAUGAUACUGGACAUUUUUCAAUCUUUUUUACUCUUUGCAAAGGCUGGAUUUAUGCAGGAUAAAAACUAUUGCUUUUAGAACUCCUUAUUUACCAAUUGGUCUUAGUCUUAAGUCUUUUUACAAUAUAAAUAUAACGUUCAUGAACAGUUUUUUUGUGUAUUUUUUUUUGAGUUACCGUCCAAGGGAUUUCUGAUUCUUGUGUCUUAGAACUCAAAGGCAAACUUUUUUUGAAAAGCAUAGCAUUGUUGUUAAGUACUGGUAAGCAUUAUUGUUAGGUACCGUACUGGUAAGCAGUGUUGUUAGAUACCAUACUGGUAACAGUAGAUAAGAAAGUUUUGCCUAUUAUUUCACAGGUGUUAUUUAAUUAUUUUUUUUUAAAGGAACUAAUAAAAUUAUGAAGAAUAGGUUCGUGAACUUUGGUAAGCCUUCAAUUGAUUGGGCUUGGUACGCUACUGUAUUUCAUGGCCUUUGAGUUACCAGCAACAUCAAUAAUACAGGCAUCAUUGAUUAGCCUUACAUGAAUUUUGUAUUGUUGGCACCAUUAUUUUAGUAUUGAUUUUCUGUUGCAGACUUGACAAAUAAUGAAAGUAACAGUUAAUAAGUUAAAUGGUUAUUUUGUUACAUCUAAUAAGGGGGGAGGGGGUGUAAAGAUCCUUGGGGACUUCUGAAAGUUAACAUUUUUUAUUUUUUGUUAUGUACUGUACUGAAUGUAUGUUUAUUAACAUUUUUAAAUUGUGGAUGUCCUCUCUGGCUGACCUAUUUGUGAAACUGCAAACAAAUUAGAAUCUUAAACCAUCAAGAAAAUAGUAAAAUUUCAUGAGAGCGUUCACUAUUUUGUUGCUAUUUUAUUUUUUAACAAAUGUAAACAAUACCCAAUAAUUGGGCUUUCGAAACUUUUUUCUCCUAUUCUCAGGUCUGGUUGACCAUGACUCUUUGCUCUUUCUUUGUAAUUGCUAUUAUACUUCCUGGCAUUUGCUCUGUGCACUGCCGUCUGCCGACACCUGCAUUCCCAGAGAGGGAGUAAGCCACAUUCUGACAAGUGCCAACAAGAGGGAGGGGCGGGGGGGGGGGUUAAAAAUGUGCAUAUUUUGUGCAGACAUCCUUUUUUUAACAACACCUAUGUGAAAAUGUUAGUAACCUGCACAUUAAAAAAUUAUCUAAUGCUUCGACAAUGUCUAAGGGGUCGUUUGCAAGAGAAUUUGGGACACUUUGUGACAGGGGGGUGGGGGGUGGGAAUGUGUGACAUCUAAAAUUUUAUAAUUCUGAAAAAAAUCUUUAUUUAAUUAAUUUUUAAAACAUUAUUUUGAGGUCGAAAUUGCCUCAGGUAUUUUGGGUAUCAUAAAACUCAGUUUUCUAAUAACACUACCUCUUAAUCUAUUAUGGGAAGAUGUUAAAGAAUAAAAUAAAAUCUUAGUUUAGUUAUGAAAAUUUAAUGUAUGCUUUGAAUUUUUUCAAGUGUGACGUGUCACAGGGGGUGUUAAAGAAUUGUGAACUUCGUGAUAGGAGGACGGGAAAGGGGGACGGGAAGUCUAAAAUGUUCAUUUUUAGCAUGACGUAAUUUACAAAGACCCCUAAAUGUCACACAAUCUUUAAACUGUAAACUUUAAAGGGAAUAAUUCUGUACAGACUUGUCACAUUUCUCUCACAGUUCUGGUAGCUGAGAUCAUCAAGCAUUAUUUCCCUCGCCUUAUUGAUGUACAUAACUAUCCACCAGCUGUAGGCCCUAAACAGAAAAUGGAAAAUUGGUUUCUACUUAAUAGGUGAGAUACAUUUCAUAUCUUAAAAAAAAACAGGUAGAGGUAAAUGACCUACCUAGAUACACUUUUAUCUAAUGCAACACUUGAUCAUAAAAUAAUUUCAGUUAACAAUGGUUUACAAAACUUUUAAAUUUUAAAGGUAAAAAUUCAAAGUUAUAAAUAUCACCCCAAAAAAUCACAAUUGGAAUAAAGAAGAAAAAAUUUAUUUUUUAUACAUCUAGCUGGCCGCAGUUUUUAAAUAAAAGGACGUGUUGGGCUGUUGACCUAUUGGCAUUGGGGACUAGUGAGUGUGACAGACUCACCGUUAGGCAGAAAAGCAUCUAUUGCUAUUGGUGUAAUUAUUCAACCAUUUUAUAAAAUAAAUUUCAAUUAAAAAUAAUAGUAAAAAACUUAAUUUUUUUGCUUUAUUAAAUUUAUUGUUCGUCCCUAUUAUUUUUGCGCACCAACAUUAUGUGAUCCAGAUACAAAAACAUGUGGCACAAUCACUUAAAAAACACAACUGAAAUAUUUAGCUUCUUAUGAUCUUCCCCGGUCUCCGGUUGACAAGUCUGUGGUGGCUUGUCGAUUAGGAGGCGUCGGCCACCGACCCCCUCAACGUUACCCGGGGAACACAACUACUGGGGGCGUCCUGCGUGGGCAGACAUGGGAUGUGCUCGGUACCUGCCGUACAUAAAACAGCUCCUCCAGGGCUGCCAGUUGUGAUAUUUCCCAACUGGAACAAUAGGCAGAGACAGGGUAGGGAUCAUGAUUACAAGUUGCCAUUAAUGGAUAUCAGGCGAGAGGCGAAGGUGGUAACCUCUGGCCGAUGAUUCUUACUACGUAGACCUGAGAAGCUGCUCCAAGGCAACCGUUUCGUCCCAGCUGCAUCGCGAAUUAGUUGCGUUGUGGAAACCCAAUGUAGAAUCCCUUUUGUAGGGCGUCUAACGCUUCCCCAGGGUGGGUGGGGGAAGAUAUUAGGAAGUAAAUUUUUCUAUCCCGACUCCUGAGAAAGUCGAUCGAGUGCACUGUGUGCAAACACAGUGUCGGACCGACCGGGUGUCUUUGGGUUAGGACGGCCCCCGACGGAGACCCUGGUCGAGCAGGCUCGGGUGGGGGCUGUCCUGACAAAGGGACAUCCCCAGUGUGCCGCUCCACGGCCCGAUACCGGGUUGGGGAGGGGUGUUUUGGGGAGGGCAUAAAGAGCGCAGCUCGACGGCCCGCUGACGCCAUAUCUUAAUGUAACAUUUCAGCUUCUUAUGAUAUAUUAAGAUUUAUUAAAAUGUAAAACUCUCUAUAAAUGAUUGGAUCUGACGUCCUGAAAUACUCUGCCCAAGGGUACAGAUAAAGUAAAGUCUUUACUGGGCGAUUUAGUAAAGUCUCGGUAUUGACUUGAUUCUGUGAAAGUUGACUUCAGUUUUUUUUCUUUCUUCUUGAAUGUGGUUUGCUCAUGUAAUCAACUGCCUGACUUGUAAUUUUAUUAUAUUAUUUCAAACUUGAAAUUGUUAAUCUUAUUUUAAAAGUUUCUUCUAAGGAAAGUGCUGCACCGUUUGGAGCUGGAUUUAUCAGAAGAUGUUAUUAGAGCUCUGGUCAAUGGCAAGCAAAGCGUUGUGGAAAAGGUUCUCAUGAUGCUUAGGGUUCAAAUUGACAAAUUCAUUGAAAGAUUCAAUGCCAUGAAAGCUCGAACAUUUCAACUACGAAGGUGCCAUGGAAAAAAUGGCAUAGAGGAAGACAUAUUUGGUGGUUGUAAGUUUUUAUGUACAGUAAACUGUACAAUUUUUUGUUUCUAGGAAACUAAAAUUUUUAUUGUACAAUGUAAUGUAGCCUAUACCAUACAGUACAGUUAUAGAGCAAUGGAUUAAGGGUUGGGUUUUAACAUCACUAAUAGUUCUUUCUGAAAUUGUACCAAAUUUUAACAUUCAAUUUUAAUUUUAUCCAUCUGUAAAAUUCUUAUUCAGGACAGAAAUAAAUCAAAGAUUUAUAGUAUUUCGAUUUUUUUUUCAUAUUUUCCUUAAAUCGCAUAACCCUAAUAUUCAUUUCUAAUACAUAGCCCAACCUUCAAGCACUCAUCAUGACAAUGACGGGAAAUCCAUGAUGUCUUCAAGGUCACGGCCAGGAAAUAUACCAUUUGGAAAUUCAAAUCGAAUGUGAUUUUUUCUCUGUUCUUUUUAACUUUUUUCUUGUCACCUUUUGUUUAAAUAGUCAAGGGCAUUGUUGCAUGGGAAAUAAUGUGGGAAAAUAAAAUUAAGGUUCCUGAAGUGCUAAAAAUAAUUUCUCUUCCCUAUUAAAAAGGGGUUUAUAGAUUUUUUAGCUGAUAAAUUAUAAAUAUUCCGAUCAAAAAACAGAAUAAGGUUUAACAAGGUAUAUUUGAAUUGAAAAAUUAUUUUUAAAAUUACACUUGAGAUAUUGUGGAUUCAAUUCAAUUUUGUUUAUAUGUUGUGUUGUAAUGUGAGGCUAUGUGAGUUCUACAUAAUAGAAAUAUUGCAACAUAUCAACUUAUUUUAAAUCAUACUUCAUUUCAAUCAUUGUCUCUUUUGAUUAUUGGUCAAUAAAUUGUAUUUCUCUCCUUAUUAACUUCAUUGAUGUUGCAAUUUUCAUGACUCUAAAUUUCAGAACCUCUAAACCAGUUUUCACUGCACCAGUGACUGAUAAUGUACCCAUAACUCUUCUAGAGGAUAAAAAACUUGAGUGCAAAGCUAAAGAUGAGACUGUACAAGUGAGCAAACACUCUGUUAAGAUUAAAUUAUGUGAGAAUUGUGAAAUCACAAGUCAAAUAUUAUGAGUAAAAUACAUAGUGAGAAUCUGUUAAAAAUAGUUGUCUUUAACUUUAAAUAGGCACUCUAAUUCUAUCUAUAAGUUAAAAUAAAGUAUCAUACAGCUAGGUCACAACUAAGGUGGUAUCAGUUCAGUCUCAGUUGUGAUUAAGACACUUCAACCUCUUCAAGAAACAGAGGUUUUUUCUGUUGUAAACUUUUUUACCCAAGAAAGCAGAAACAGUGGCUUGGUUAGUACAAACAGACACUGUCAGCCUUUAUUAUAUAAGUGUCAAUCACUUCGGUUUUCUCUUUAUUGUUAUGUUAGUAAACUGAAUACCUCUUACCAGACACAUGUAUAUUAAAUAAAAGCAUACAUCUAGUGUAGGAAUGACUUUAAUGUUAGCUAUUAGCAUUUCAACAGAUUACAACUUGAGUUUGAAGAUCGAUAGAAAAAAUUAAUAUGAUUAAAAAAUGUGUUCAUUGUACCGAGAUGACUCUGUUAAAAUGAGCAAAUAUUAAAGUUUUCUAUUUUUCUAUUUUAAUUUUAGAUCCUGAAUGUUAAAAUAUUAAAAAUGGAACAGCUUUUACAACUGAAAGAAGAUAGAAUACAAGAUCUAGAAAGACGACUAAAGUUACUUUGAAAUGAAUCUUUUUAUUCUAUGUUUAUUUUAAUGUUUAAAAUGUUAAAUAUCAAAUAUGAAAUUCUUCAUUUAAAAUAACUCUGCAUACACGGUACCAGUAUUGAAUUCUAAUUUUAAAUAUCAAAAUUAAUUCUUGAUUUUUUAUGGAGAGUAAAUUACUUAUUAUAAUCAUAGUUACAUUUUUAAAAUUAAAAAUAUAUCAUCUAUUAUCCUAUAUCUAGUCCUGCAUACCAUUACUUAAAAUAUAAUUUGCAUUUAAUUUAUUGAGGAAAUUAAAAUAAUUUAUCUAUUUUACUUUCGCACUUAUCAAAAAUAUUAAAUUUAGUUACUUUUUAAAAAUGAUACAGUAUCUAGUACCGCUGUUGAAAAUAGGUUUCAUAAAUUAAUUUUGGUUUUAUCAUUAUUAUAAUUAUGAUCCCUAGUAUUUUAGUAAUAGCGAAAAUUCUUUUGGUGAAUAUUGCAAAUUACGAUUACAUCCCUUUACUUUACAGUAUCUAAAUUUUGCUUAUUUCUUACUACAGUAACUAACAAAUCCCAUUAUGAGAGAAAUGAAUUGUGUGGACAUUAAUAAUUAAAUAAUGACUUAUGUAUAAUGUAAUAUAAUAUGCAUAUUUUAUUUCUAGUGAUGUUUUGUUCAUGACGAAAUGUAAUGCUAAAUUAAUUAACAUUCUCCAAUUUAUUUAAUAAAGGCGGUUAACAUAUAAUUCUUAUCUAUUAUAAGAUAUUCUAUAACAAUUGUAGUGGUAAAAAAAUCUCCAAUGAAAAAAUGGUAUAGUUAUCGUAAACUCCAAGAUUUCCCUAAAGUAUUUAAAACCAUCUUGUUAAGUAAAAGUAUCAACACUUUAAUCGAGCGCAUUGUUUGGUUUUUUUCCUUCAAAAGUCAAGUAUGGGUAAUUACAGAUAUAAGCAUCUUUUUCUUUUUUAUUUACCUCACCUCAAAAUGCACUUAAACACAUUUGAAAGAAUAAUGUUUUAUAUUAUUUAUUUUUAAUUUAAUAAAGAUCCAGAAAUUUUCCGCCGCCCCCCCCCCCAAAACACCUUUCCAUGGAAGCCUAUGUGAUUCAAAUUUAGUUUACUUUUCUGUUUAAGGUUAAUGAAAUUAUACCACUUGAUCUACCAUUGUCUUGAUCCAAGAUUUAAUCUAUUCAUUUUUACAGCCUUAUUGUUGAUUUACAUGCUGUUGGAAUUUAAGCAUACCGGUAUAAUUCAAAUUUUAAUUUGUAAACCUGUAAAUGAUAAAUGUGAAUACUGGUAACAAGAUGAUAAGUACAUUUUACCUGUUUAUUUUUUUCUUUGUGUGAACAUUUUUUCAGAUUAUGGAAAUGUUAGUUUGACCUGUAAUUGUCAUAUUUAUCAGUUGAGAAAUAGAUUUAAAAAAAAUUAAAACAAUAAGUCCAGAUUAGAGGAACCGACCCCUUAACUUCACUCAGCCUUCAACCCUAAAACAGAUAAAAUAGUCAUUACAUAUGCUUGGUUUAAUUUAAAUACAUUAUAGCCCUUAAUUUAGUAUUUUGUUUAAGCAUUUUAAAUGCGAUACAUAUAUUCUGCAUUUUUAGGAUCCAAAAAACUUGUAUUUUUAGAGUAAAUUACCUAUGUUACAAGGCUAAGCUAUUUACCGAAUUUCAGCUCCAAACAAUUAGUGUAAACCAGAGCAGUUUUGAUGUAACUAAAGGAGGAAAGUUAAAAUAGGUUUAGUAAAAUGUUUAUCAUUUAGUGUAUUUAUAUUAAUACCGGUAAUUAGUAAUUAGAUUAUCAAGCUUAUUGUGAUACCAGACUCAUUCAAAUCAAUAUCUUGAUUAUCUGUUGAAAAGAUAAAAAAAAAUUAUGACCUUUCCAUCAUUCUGAUGUUUUGAAUAGUUUUGAUUUUAAUGCACUAUAAUUUGAUGUUUACAUUUUACUUGUUGAAAUUUGCAUAAUACGAUAUCCCCAUAGUCAAAUUGAGACAAAUGAUUUUUUCAUCUAAAAUGUAUGUUUGAACGUGUAGUUAAGAUAAGAUUCUUUUAUUGAUCCAAUAAUAUGGCGAUUGUUUUAAAAAAAAAUUACAAAUACAUUGAACAUAUAAAUUUUCAGCACAUAAAAAUAAAUAUCUUUUUAACCAAGACAGCAUUUAACGAUUUAAACACAAAACAUCUAAAACUAUUUCUCUAGUUAAAAAAUCAGCCAUCAUUUUAAAAUAAAUAAAUAAUAAUAAUAAAGUUCAUUUCAAAAACACGCUUCAAAAGGCUCGAAGCGCGGUACAAAGUCAACAAAAUACAAAUCUAUAAUUUACCACAUUUAAAACAAACGCAACACUACAAAAACUAAUUACUAGCAUACAAUUGCAAAGUCUUUCUAGCCAUUUCAACCCCAAGCAACACAGCCAUUAUGCAUUAACUAAAAAAUAAGGUUGACAAUCAUCCCAGAAGGUGUUUGCGAAAUAGGUGUGUCUUUAAAUUGGUUUUAAAGGACUCCAGUGUCUGGUUGUUUCUGAGAUCGACAGGAAGGGCGUCUAACUUUAACUUUAGGGGCAAGAAUUUGCUCUGAUCGAGCUGCUCAUAAUAAGAGUUGUAUGUAGGCCUAUCUGUGAUAUAGAGGGUGGGAUAUACCAUCCAUUUUUUAAAUUUUAUUUUUAAACUUUUACAAUUUUCAACAUUUUUCUUCAACUUCAAAUAUUUCUUGGAUUGAAGAAUGUUUAGUUUGUGUGAUAUUACUACCUUUCUUUAAUAUUAUAUCACCACCUUUUCCUCAUAG
Lymnaea stagnalis (great pond snail) is the source of this 10689-nucleotide messenger RNA. The record is from the annotation of a GenBank genome assembly. NCBI's taxonomy places the organism in Eukaryota, Metazoa, Mollusca, Gastropoda, Lymnaeidae.